AAACUGUAUCUUCUGCGGAAAACACCCAACCAGGGAGAAAGAAAAAAAAAAAAACACGCACAACAAAUGAAUUUAUGCUGAGGCUACUUUUUCUACCGUACUUAUUUAUUCUCUGCAGACAGGGACUAAAAAAAUGUAAAGGCUGUUGUGAUUUCUGCCGACGACACCCACGUCUAGAUUCAAAUAGUAAGGAUAGCACCCGAAAUGUGGAUCUACGUUAAGGUAGGUAAAUGCAUCAGUGAAGAAUUUCACGACAUCUGGGAGAAUGGUCACAAAAUAUCAGCUCUCAAUUGAGGAUAUGAAGUGUGACUAUGGAAGGCCAACAUGCAACAUACUGUCCAUGCCAGUGGAAUGAUGGUCAUGGGAGCUCAGGGAAACAUCUCCCCAAGGGAUCUCAACUUCAAUUCAGCCACUCAGACUGGGUGCAUUAUUGUGGAGAGCCACUAUGGAAAUGAGACUGUGAACCAGUCACGUUGCUGAUGCUGAGUGAGGGGGGGGGGGAGAAAAGACAAUCUCUGGAUCAUGUUGCUGAAGAGGCGUGCCCAGUUUGUGGAUAUGACACAGGACUGAGCUAAACAACAGCAUUCGAUGGAGUGAGCCCAAAUGCAGCAAUGUAGUAAGUGUAUGCCUUUCUAGUGUCAGUCCGAUAAGACAAUCAACACACGGGAGGAAUUUCGUACACUUCUGGGAUCCAAGGAGAUGUAGGGGUGAGCUGGUGGAGCAUUCAAGACGCCUGCGUGAAUACCAUCAGGUCUCAAGUUGGAAAGAAAUCAGCAAAGCUCCAACAGUCAACCUUCAUGAUGCCUCGGAACCGAGCCUUCUCUGAGCCUGAGUACUCUGCUGAGUAUUCCGCAGACUGUUCAGUGACUUUGCCCUCCGACCCCGGGCAGGUUGUCGGGCGAACACACGAGGUCACGGUGAGGAGCUCGGGAUGCUGCCUUUGCCUGCCCCGUUUCAUGCUCCUCACCUUUGCACCGGAGUCCCUGGAGAACCUCUACCAGACCUACUUCAGACGUCAAAGACACGAAACCUUGCUGGUGCUGGUUGUGUUUGCUGCUCUCUUCGACAGCUACGUUAUUGUCAUGUGUGCGGUGGUCUACACCAGUGACAAACUGGCCUCCGUCCUAGUGGCGUCCAUGGGGCUGCUAGCAGACAUUGUCCUCUACCUGCUUUGUCGCUUUGGGCUGCUGCCAGAUCGCAUCUCAAGGCGGGUGGUACCCUAUGCCCUGUGGGUGCUCAUAGCGGCCCAAAUAUUCUGCUACCUGGGUUUGAAUUAUGCCCGCUUUCACCAGGCUAGUGACACAGUGGGCUGGCAGGCUUUCUUCAGCUUCUCCUUUUUCCUGACUUUGCCUUUGAGGUUGACUCCCAUCGUGCUCAUCACGACGGUCACCUGCGGGGUUCACACCCUAGUUCUGGGCGUCACCAUCGCCCAGCAGCAACAGGAAGACAUCCAGGGGGCAGCACUUGGCAGACAGCUUCUGGCCAAUAUUGUGAUCUAUGUUUGCGCUAUCACCGUGGGCGUCAUGUCAUAUUACAUGGCAGACCGAAAGCACAGAAAGGCUUUCCUUGAAGCAAGACAAUCCCUCGAAGUCAAACUCAACCUGGAGGAGCAAAGCCAACAACAGGAACGCCUGCUACUGUCCAUUCUUCCGAAACACAUAGCCGAUGAGAUGCUGCAGGACAUGAAAAAGGAGCCCAGUCAGAAAGAGAUGCAACAGUUUAACACUAUGUACAUGUACAGACAUGAAAAUGUCAGUAUUUUGUUUGCCGACAUUGUGGGUUUUACCCAGUUGUCAUCAUCAUGCAGCGCUCAGGAGCUGGUCAAGCUGCUCAAUGAACUCUUUGCUCGAUUUGACAAACUAGCUGCAAAAUAUCACCAGCUGAGGAUCAAAAUCCUAGGAGACUGUUACUACUGUAUUUGUGGGCUGCCAGACUACAGGGAGGACCAUGCUGCCUGCUCCAUCAUGAUGGGCCUCGCCAUGGUUGAGGCCAUCUCGUAUGUGCGUGAGAAAACCCAAACUGAUGUUGACAUGCGCGUUGGAGUGCACAGCGGGACAGUCUUGGGGGGAGUGCUUGGUCAGAAACGUUGGCAAUACGACGUGUGGUCCACUGAUGUCACUGUAGCCAACAAGAUGGAGGCUGGAGGGAUUCCAGGUCGUGUCCACAUCUCACAAACCACCAUGGAGUGUCUUCAUGGAGAGUUUGAAGUUGAACCAGGGAAUGGAGGUGAGCGCUGUGACUACCUGAGGGAGAGAGGACUUGAGACCUACCUAGUCGUCGUAAACAAAGGACCCGGGGGAAAAAACGGCAUCAACAGUGUAAAAUUAUCUGUAACUUCGUCCAAUGGAAACUCCCCUCUGCUGAUCAACACCACAGAAUGUAAUGGCAGUGUGAAUACAGCCUGCUCCACACCAGAGGAACCUGAAGAACUUGACACAAGGGUGGUAAACCCCUCUUUCCCAAAUCCUCGCCGAAGGCUACGGCUGCGAGACCUAGCUGAAAGGGUGAUUGAUGCCCAAGAGAAUGAACAGGAGCUCAACAAACUGCUGAACGAGGCUCUAUUGGAGCGAGAAACUGUCCAAGCUUCGAAGGGAAACCAAACCAACCGUCUCUCUCUGAGGUUUGUUGACCCCGACUUGGAGACUCGCUACUCGGUGGAGAAGGAGAAGCAGAGUGGAGCUGCCUUCUGCUGCUCCUGCGUGGUGCUGCUCUUCACUGCUGCCACGGGGGCCCUCAUAGAUCCCAGAUUGAUUACAAACUACAUCACAUUUGCAGUGGGGGAAGUCCUGCUCCUAAUCCUGACAAUCUGUUCAUUGGCUGCCAUCUUCCCCAGGGUUUUUCCUAAGAAGCUUGUUGCUUUUUCAACUUGGAUUGACCACACCCGCUGGGCUCGUAACACCUGGGCCAUGGCAGCUAUCUUCAUACUUACAAUGGCUGACAUUGUUGAUAUGCUGAGCUGCCUGCCUCAAAGUGCUAUUUCAGUCAGCACCUCUAUUGCGUCCCCUUCUGAAGGUUGUUUGAACAACCCCAAAUAUUAUAGCUACAUUGCUGUACUGGCGCUUAUGGCUACCACCAUGUUGGUUCAAGUUAGUCACAUGGUCAAGCUCACACUGAUGCUGCUCAUCACAGUGGCGACUGGUGUUGUCAAUAUAUACAGCUGGAGGAACAUCUUUGACCGCUAUGACAUGGCGCGCUUUCAGGAUUACAGGUCAUAUUUAGUGCCAUCCAAGUUGACAAUGACAAUUAUGAUCUUCACUAUGAUGGUCAGCUUUUAUUAUUUCUCCCGACAUGUGGAGAAGCUUGCUCGGACCCUAUUCCUGUGGAAGCUUGAGGUUCAUGAGCAGAAAGAGAAGGUAUAUGAGAUGAGGCGAUGGAAUGAAGCAUUAGUGACCAACAUGCUUCCUGAACAUGUUGCUCGGCACUUCCUGGGCUCCAAGAAAAGAGAUGAGGAGUUGUACAGUCAAUCGUAUGAUGAAAUUGGAGUCAUGUUUGCAUCCAUCCCAAACUUCUCCGACUUCUACACAGAGGAGAGCAUCAAUAAUGGAGGCAUCGAAUGCUUACGCUUCCUCAACGAGAUCAUCUCAGACUUUGACAGUUUGUUGGACGAGCCUCAGUUUCGCUGCAUCACAAAAAUCAAGACCAUCGGAAGCACCUACAUGGCCGCAUCAGGUGUUACUCCUGAUGUCAACAAUGGGUACAACUGUAUGAAGAAGGAGGAGCAGUCUGACAGAGAGCGCUGGCAGCAUCUGGCAGACCUGGCGGAUUUUGCCCUAGCCAUGAAGAUUACGCUUAUGAACAUAAACUACCAGUCAUUCAAUAACUUCAUGCUACGAAUCGGUCUGAAUAAGGGAGGAGUUUUAGCAGGUGUGAUUGGGGCACGCAAACCUCACUAUGACAUCUGGGGAAACACAGUGAAUGUUGCCAGUCGUAUGGAGUCCACAGGGGUGAUGGGAAACAUUCAGGUGGUGGAGGAUUGCUACAACAUUCUCAAAGAGUAUGGCUUCCGCUUUGUGAGGAGGGGUCCUAUAUUUGUGAAAGGAAAGGGGGAGCUGCUCACUUAUUUCCUCAAGGGAAGAGACAAACAAGGUUCCUUUCUAAAUGGCUCUUCUGUCACUCUUCCACAUCAAGUUGUGGACAGUUAAACCCUAAAGGUGAAAGUAAUAACAGCAAACGUACGUGGUCAAUUCAGAGAGGUUUUGCAAAGAACUUUUGAAUGCAAAGUCAUUUGCCUUGAAACCAUGAAAUACCCUCAUAACCCUUGACACUGCCUCCAAGUCUGUGUGGAAUCACAUCUUUUUUGCAGACUCUGCUGUAGGCAAGGUUGACAGUUCCAAUUAAAUACUGCGGACAUGCUUAAGCGGACAUCUGUGUCAACAAGCCGCUCAUUACUGAAGAUGUCUUCACUUCUAUGGGAACCAAUUCCCUCUUUUAAUGCCACUAGAGAAUGUACUUGUAAUUCAGUGCCAUAGUCAACUAGAAUCAUUUGUUAUAGGAGGAGAUACUGCUCGAUCGGAAUUGCGGAUUUCCUUCAGUAUGGAUGUCUACAUAAUGGCUAAUUAUGUACAAGCAGUAUAAGUAUUUGGCACCUCAUUCAAGGGACUGCAUAAUGAAGGUUAUGAUGGUAGAAUAUGCAGACAGAAAUGAAUGGAAGAAAUGUGUGAUUUUGGAAAACAAACAAACUGCAGACUGGAAUCACACUGUGACUUUAUUGUGUUAUGCGCCUUUAAACAUUAUAAUCCCCCCCAAAUUUGACCCCAAGCGAGCUGUCCUGUUGAGCCGGGGGGCGUUCGUUGGUGUGUACGAUAGUGUUUGUCUACGUUGCUCAAUGUAUUGCUUCCUCGUGCUCCUGGCGGGGGAAUAGGUUAGUUCAAUCAGUACUCUCCUCUUUUCUCCCGUCUGUUCAUGGAUCUCUAAAGCACACUUAGACUGCUGGCCUGGGCCAUCAACAUAGAAUAAAAGGUACAACUGCUUGUUUUGGGACUGAGAUACGAGUGAAGCCACAGAGCAGCUACUGUUUGUUUUACUCAAUGUUGGUAGAUAGAAGUGCCUAUCACAGAUGUGAUCACCAAAUUUUAGAUGAAGGAUUCCAGUAUCUCAAGUCAGCUAUUCUUGUCCAUUGGCUGUGUUUUUAAAGGAUAACUGCAGUUUAUUAUGACAGCAUUGAUCUUUAUUGUUCAAGCCGUUUGAUGAUAUCAUAUACAGUGAGCUUGGUAAAUCCAUCAAAAGUAGACUAAACUAACCCGCUAAAGAAAGUUUUAGCUAAAAAAAUCCAACUACAAUAGUUAUAGUAUUAUUAUAAAUGAUAAUUGUUCUUACAAAUAUUUAUUUUGAGAAACACUACUCCCAUGCGAAUACAACUUACAGCUCAGGCCUUUGAUUGUUAGUUUGACCUUUUGUUUAUAUCAGGGGCCUUACUCUAAAAAGGUCCAAUUCAGGAAAAUGCAUUCUGUAUUUAAUGUUGAUUUUCACACAGAGUUAACUGGAAGGACAAUUCUAAUUCUUCUCAAAUAAGUCUUACAUAUUGCUUACAUAUUGCCUAAAGUGCCUAAAAUCGAAGAAAUUAAAACAAAUAUAAUAACAGUAGCCCCAAAGAGUAUUUGUCAAAAUUUGACUUCAUUUAGAAAGACUACCAGGUCCAGAUUGGUGCUGCGGUCUGCUAUUGAUCACCUUUGCUUUAGGUCAUCAAACUGAAUUUUUUCUGUUUGUGAGUAACAUCCCUGUCAAUUUGGAGCUCUAAUAAAGAAGAGCUUUGCCGUAAUAAACUGUAUUUCCUUUAACACCAUGGCAAGAAAAUGGACAAGAAUUUCAGGAAAGACAAAAGUGAACUGAAUGCAUUUCCACUAUUUCCACCUGAUUUUAUUUUGAGAUCUGGAUGUGGAUCUGAGAUUGCUGGCAUUGUGCUUUCACCCAAAUAAAUAUAUGGAAAUGGGAUCUCAUCAAUUUUAAAUAGGUUCUGUUUCCUUCUGGUUUUGACCAGUCAUGUGAAUGACUUCGGCACUUCAAAUCUUCAAACAAACAAAAACCAGUGUUGGAAAGUGAUGGGAUUAUAGGUCGGGGUACAAUGUUGAGGUACCUGCACUUUACUUGUGUAUUUAAAUUCAUUUGUGCCAUUAGAUACUCUACAUAAAUUUGACAGCUUUAGUUACAUCUCAGGUCCAAAUUGUACACAAAAACAUAAAUAACCUAUGUUUGUGUAAAUGUUCUUCAUUGUGACUUCUUUAAAAGAAUAUGUAUAGUUUCUGUCGUUUCAUUUAUUAAGAUGUCCUGUAAUAAUGACAUUCUCACCUCUUCUUACAAGUUUUAUUUCAUGAUUUGGAAUUUCACACUAACGUUGGACAACCACUAAAGUAAACAAACGGGUUUCAUGCACAAUUCUUAGAAUACUUUAAAUGAUCUCUUUGAGUCUUUGAGAUUCCAUGAAAUCAGUACUUGUGAUAUUCAAACCACCUGUCCUGUACUGCUGUUUAUACGCAAGCAAAUACUUGACUUUUACCAAAAAUAACAUCAUGGAAUUUGUUCAGAACCAUUUAAUUUCAGUUUGUCCAUUUCUGGUCAAAUUUGCAGGAAAAUAAGAACAUUUCAGCGAACUUAAGAAAGUACAGACAAUUGCAUAAGGUGUUUGCAGAGAUGACAACAUCCUUCUUCAUAAUGUUGCCAAUUUCGAUGUUGGCAGCCGGGGCUCAAAGGACUAUUAGUAAGCAUUACGUCAGAUUUGAGUCAGUGUGUUUAGGAAGCCUCUCUUGUAGACUGGGAUCAAAGUGCAAUAGUUUCUUCUGCUAACUCUUUUAAAUAAAUGUUAAGAUAUUCCUUCCACUUUAUUAAAGUACAUUUAUAAUAAAAACUGUUCUCCAUUUUAAAAAGAUAAUAUUGUACAUAGGAGUCAAAGCAGUAUUUAUGGGUCAAAUGACUUUAUUACAAACAAAUGGGCCUUUUUUUUUAACACCCUGUGAAAGUGCCAAUUAUCUUGAAAUGACUGGAUUUUAAAGCCAAGACAUGGAUUUGGAAUUGUUUCCUUAUUUGUAUUUUCAAAGAAUCCAGGGAGCAAGAUAGCACUUUAAGUAACGUGUAGAUUCCAAAUAUGACAUUGCUACUUGUACAACUCCAGCAAAUAGCACGGUUAGAAUCAAAAGACCACAUAUACGUAUCCUGUAGAUUUCCCCAAGUGGUUAGAUUGCCCCAAUUUUCUCAGAUUGAUUCUUGACUUGAUGGUGAUAAGCCAAUUGCUGUUCCCUAGUUUGAAUUAUAUUGUAAACAUCUACUGUAUGACCAUUUGAUCCCUAGAAUGCUUUUUCAGUCGAUGUUUCCUCGUCUAUUUCAGUUGUCAUAAUAAAGUGAGUUAUUUUUUUUUCUAAA
Syngnathus typhle (broad-nosed pipefish) is the source of this 7353-nucleotide messenger RNA. It is a transcript of the gene adcy3a, whose product is annotated as adenylate cyclase 3a. The record is from RefSeq and is a predicted model, not a curated record. Gene Ontology annotation, cellular component: plasma membrane. Gene Ontology annotation, molecular function: adenylate cyclase activity. The coding region runs from base 798 to 4142 and encodes 1114 amino acids. Gene Ontology annotation, biological process: intracellular signal transduction; adenylate cyclase-activating G protein-coupled receptor signaling pathway; cAMP biosynthetic process. Lineage: Eukaryota; Metazoa; Chordata; Actinopteri; Syngnathiformes; Syngnathidae. The transcript has 21 exons.